AACAAAACGGAAGCGAGAAAUUCGAUGCUAACGUACUUUCAAAUUUAACAGACCUCAAUUGUGUUAUUAAAGAAGGUCUUCGAAAAUAUCCAACAAUGGGCUGGCUCGACAGAGUAGCCGCGAAAGACUACAGCAUAGAUGAUAAGUUAACUAUAGAGGCUGGUACGGUUGUGUUUAUCAACAGUAUUGGAAUGCAUCAUGACCCUGAAUACUUCCCUGAACCUCACAAGUUUGAUCCGGACAGAUUUUUACCAGAAAACAGAUCUAAGAUCGAGCCAUACUCAUACCUACCGUUUGGAGAGGGUCCAAGAGGCUGCAUUGGCAAGAGAUUUGCUUAUAUGACGAUACAAUUCGGUCUGACGUCGGUGUUACUUAAUUACAAGAUCAAAUCUUGUCCGAACAUGCCUAAGCCUGCAGAUAUUAAGAUGGAUAACUGUGGACUGUUGUUACUGCCAGGAGAAACGCUGAACGUCGAAUUUAUUCCAAGAAAAUAACACAAUCUGUAUAAUUGUAGCAUUCAAUUAAAUAUGUAAUUAAUACAAA
Molecule: messenger RNA, 543 nt
Organism: Vanessa tameamea
Lineage: Eukaryota; Metazoa; Arthropoda; Insecta; Lepidoptera; Nymphalidae
Product: cytochrome P450 6k1-like
Exons: 3
Coding region: 96-494 (132 amino acids)
Molecular function (GO): heme binding; oxidoreductase activity, acting on paired donors, with incorporation or reduction of molecular oxygen; iron ion binding
Source: RefSeq, a predicted model, not a curated record